Scophthalmus maximus (turbot) is the source of this 2183-nucleotide messenger RNA. RefSeq names its product delta-type opioid receptor. The transcript has a single exon. Gene Ontology annotation, cellular component: membrane. Gene Ontology annotation, molecular function: G protein-coupled receptor activity. The record is from RefSeq and is a predicted model, not a curated record. NCBI's taxonomy places the organism in Eukaryota, Metazoa, Chordata, Actinopteri, Pleuronectiformes, Scophthalmidae. Gene Ontology annotation, biological process: G protein-coupled receptor signaling pathway; immune response. The coding region runs from base 764 to 1786 and encodes 340 amino acids.
AUCAGUCCAGAGUUCACCUGCAGUUUGCUUGGUUUCAUCCUAUCUCACUGCUCAGCUAUUCGUCUGUAGUUUCCUUUGCGGCUACGAUUGUGUUUUCUAACGAGACCCCAUCCUCGGAGGCAGGAGGAGGAAGGCUGAUUGCGGAUUGCUCAGCCCGGGGCCUGAUUGAGGUGUCAUGUGGAGUAGCCUCCUGCUAGGAAAUGACAGAAAAUCGCACAAUUCCACAGACUUUAGCUCUCACCACUUGGAUGCUCUCAACAAGAGUCUCUGGGGAGGGAUGAAAAACCCCAGCAACUGAAGAAACCAAUAAUGUCUUGACUUCAAUGGAGGGGGUCUGAUGUUAUCUUGUUCCCUGCAUCGCCUGCAGCCAAUCAAAGUUGGAGCUGAUUGGGAGGAUUGUGAAGAUUCACAUACAGCACAUGGGAAGCAGCUUUAACACGACUUCAUGAGCCGGGUCAUUUGCUGGAUGUGUUUCUAGGAGGUAAUCACUGUAAGUAGGAACAGGGAUUUAUGUAAAAUGUGUAUAUGUAUUCAACAAUUACAUUUGGUGUUUUCUAUUCAACACUCUAGAUGUUAAAUGAUUGGAAAUCUGUGUGGUGUUAUUUUCCGAGCACACUGCUGUGAAGCCACAGCAUGAGUAAGCAUUACCGCAUGUAUAAUCAGUUGCUUUAUGGCCGGCCUGAGCAUAUUGACCCAGCCAGAAGCCAACUGUGUUUUAAUAGUAGCAAUAUAACAGGAAGACACCAACAUAACUGAAGACAAGAUGGUGACAUGGAACUCUACCAGCUCAGAGGGUUUGCUGGGGAACGACAGUAACGCCGGGCUGGACAACGUGGAGCAGGUCCUAGUCCCAAUACUAGAUGCACUGAUUCUGGUGAUGGGGGUCGGGGGGCACACGAUGGUGAUGGUGAUCCUGUGUGGGAGGUGGAGAAGGGGGGUUGGACAUUCUCCUCACGGCUCUAUGACGGGCACAGGGACAGACAUCCUCCUGAUGGCUCUCAGCGCUGCAGACCUGCUUUUGCUCUCCAUGCUUCCCUUCCACACUGUUGCCAUCGCCAUGCAGCAAUGGCCGUUUGGGGACUUGAUGUGUCGUCUGGUGAGCUUCUUGGGAUCGGCCUGCUCCUCGGCCAGUGUCUUCACGCUGGCCACACUGGCUGUGUCGCGCUACCUGAAUGUGGUGCAGCCUGCGCGAGCUUACGGCCUCCUCUCCACUCGCCGGGUGUCCAUAGCUGCUGCUCUCCUCUGGGUCCCGGCCUGCUGCCUGGCCGCACCCCAACUGGUUUUUCGCUCUGUGGGAAUGCCUCGACGAGCCCCCGAUGGGCUUGCUUGUUUUGCUUUCCUGUCCCACCGAGACCAGCUGAUCUACGGAUUGAUUCAUUUUCUCAUGGCCUUCUUGCUUCCACUGAUCACCAUUGCAGUGGCCUAUGGCAGCAUCUAUGUGUUCCUGUGGGGGAGUCAGCACGCCGGCAGGGCUCCCCAAGUAGAGCGCUAUCAGAGCAAAGUGACCCAAACGUCAGCCAUGCUGGUGCUGGCUUUUACCCUGUGCUGGCUGCCAUCCUAUGGGCUGAUGCUGGCCUUGCUGGUGGAUGAAAGUUCAGGGGCCACUGGCGCCUCACCACGUUACGGCCCCUUCAGUGUGUUUGCACGCCUCAUGGCGACCUCCUCCACGGUGAUGAACCCCAUCCUCUACGUGCUCAUGUCCCAAAAGUUCAGACUAGACCUGCUGAGGCUGUUCAAGAGGGGAGGGCAAAGGGCCAGUGGGGCUGUGGCGAUGGCUGCUGCCUGAACGUAUGACUAUCAGCAGCUACUUUGCUAUAACUAAACAAGUGACAUGCAACCACUUAUCCUUAUCCUACGGGGAAUUGCAAUGAAAAAAUUACAAGCUGACUUGCUUUGCUGAAAUACUCUAUGUAUAUAUAAUAUGAACAAAAUGGACACAACCAUCACCCUCACAAGGAAAGUGUCAAGUGUCUCUUAAAAAAAUCUCCACUAUUAGCUUGGCUAUUGUAAAAGAUCAAACCGCCUGUCCCGGGAGGUGCUGCUCUACAGGGACAACAGGACAAACAAUGUUGAAUCAUGCAUCCGUUUUAAAACAGACUCAAGUAAAGGCACUUUGGUGAAACAUUAAUGGGGCACCUGUGUUUUGUUGUGUUGAAAUACGGUGAAUAAAGAUCAGUCCGUCU